AUGAUCACUCAGUCAAGACCUUGCCUUGCGUACACCCGAUACCCAAGAGAUAAUCCAUCCACAAUGGCUACCCCUCAGUCUCAACAGAUCAAGAACAACUUUGUCAACCACCCCUACGUCCAGCAGGCGAGCCGUGCUCUCCAGGGCCAGGUCAACUCGCUCGAUGCCGAGCUCAACAAGUACCCCGUCCUGAGGGAGGUUGAGGCCAAGACCAAGGUCCCCAAGGCGUACGGUGUCCUUGGCCUUGGUGGCGUUGCCGUGCUUCUCAUCUUCUUCAACCUCUUUGGCCUCGCGCAGCCUAUCUCCAACCUUAUCGGCUGGGGUCUUCCUGCGUACCUCUCGAUCAAGGCUCUCGAGAGUCCUAGCACCAACGACGACAAGCAGUGGCUUACCUACUGGAUCGUCUACGGCACCUUCAACCUCAUCGAGUCGGUUGCGCUCCGCCCCAUUCUUUACUGGGUUCCCUUUUACUUUGUCUUUAAGAGCAUCUUCAUUGUUUGGCUCUUCCUCCCCUCGACCCGUGGUGCCGAGGUUGUCUACUUUAACGUUCUCCGCCGCCUGGCUGUGAACAUCAACCGCCCGGCUCCCGCCUACAACUCGACCUCGUCGUCGUCGCGCCCGGUGGACGUUUCGACUGGACAGACCACUGGCUUCAACCCCAGCGCUGGCUCGGCGUUCAGCGACAACACGCAGCCUCUCUAA
Messenger RNA from Cutaneotrichosporon cavernicola, 702 nucleotides. RefSeq lists its product as uncharacterized. Bases 1 to 702 code for a protein of 233 amino acids. The record is from RefSeq and is a predicted model, not a curated record. The transcript has 7 exons. Lineage: Eukaryota; Fungi; Basidiomycota; Tremellomycetes; Trichosporonales; Trichosporonaceae.